Messenger RNA from Sinocyclocheilus grahami, 1799 nucleotides. RefSeq names its product RNA-binding protein FUS-like. Gene Ontology annotation, molecular function: RNA binding. The record is from RefSeq and is a predicted model, not a curated record. Gene Ontology annotation, biological process: regulation of DNA-templated transcription. The transcript has 16 exons. The coding region runs from base 128 to 1369 and encodes 413 amino acids. Lineage: Eukaryota; Metazoa; Chordata; Actinopteri; Cypriniformes; Cyprinidae.
CUAAGUAGAUGGUACCGUCCGGCCUCGGGUCAAAGUUCAUAAGAAGUGUGCAGUGCGUGUUCCGCUCGUGCCGGGUUUUUAAUCUGUGUGUUUUGGAGCAGGUGGUCAUUUUAUCUCCGUCAGAAAGAUGGCCUCAGAUUCAGGCUACGGCCAGCCUGGCGCUCAACAAAGCUACGGCUCUUUAGCUGGGUCCCAGGGCUAUCAAGCUGGACAGCAGGGUAAUGGCAGCAGCUCUUACGCUGGACAGAGUUACGCUGCUUAUGGACAGACUGGAGGAGAGAGCUACGGCCAGUCGUCUCAGGGCUACUCUUCUGGUGGCGUUGAAGGCUAUGGACAGCAGGUGUCCGAAUCCUCGUCCAGUUAUGGUGAUAAGUCGUAUGGGCAGCAGCGAUCUUACGGACAGCCGUCAGGAGGAGGUGCUGGUGGGGCAGCGUCAGGCCAGUCCGGUGGCUCAUACGGGGGGUCUCAAGGUGGAUAUGUGCGACGCGGUGAUGGUGAUACCCGGAGGCAUGGUGAUGACAGUGGCUCGGACAGGUCGGAGGGUUACAGGGGCAGAGGUCGUGGGGGUUAUGACAGCGGAGGCUAUGACCGAGGUGGCCGGGGCGGCCCACCCUCCGGUAUGGGUGGUGGUGACCGUGGUGGCUACAAAAAUUACGGUGGACCCAGAGAGUACGGUCAAAAGGAUGAUGGAGAUGGCGAUCAGGAUAACUCGGACAAUAAUACCAUCUUUGUCCAAGGGCUCAGUGAAGACGUCUCCCCUGAGGAAGUGGGCGACUACUUCAAACAAAUUGGAAUCAUUAAGGUCAAUAAGAAGACUGGCAAACCUAUGAUCAAUCUGUACUCUGAUAAAGCCACCGGACGACUGAAGGGUGAAGCCACAGUGUCGUUUGAUGAUCCUCCCUCAGCCAAAGCUGCCAUUGACUGGUUUGAUGGGAAAGAAUUUAAAGGAAAACCCCUCAAGGUGUCGUUUGCUACCAGAAGAGCCGAGUUCACCCAGAGAGGAGGAGGAGGAGGAGGGGGAGGGGGACGAGGACGUGGUGGUGGUGGUGGUGGCGGUUUUCGAGGCAGAGGUGGCUUUGGUGGAGGUCCCUCGUUUGACGUCAAGGGUGGAGACUGGCCUUGUCCCAACAGCUCUUGUGGCAACAUGAACUUUGCCAGAAGAUACGAGUGCAACAGGUGUGGAACAUCAAAACCAGAAGGCGAUAGUCAUGGAGAUGAUCGUGGCGGUCGAGGCGGGUACGGAGGAGACCGCGGGGACCGCGGCGGCUUCAGAGGCGGCAGAGGAGGCUUCCGGGGUGGAGACCGUGGAGGAUACAAGAUGGGUGGAAGGGGAGACCACAGAGAGGAGAGACGAGGCCGGCCGUACUGAAGCCUUCACGUGGAUGCCAUUCCAGACCUGUUUGUUGUGGGCUGGGGAUGAGAGGGUAGGGUUCAGGGAGAGGUUUGUGUCUGCAAUCCUUUCUGUUGCAUGAGUGUCCUGCAUAUACUGUCUGAAAUGAGCAGUUUUCCCCAUAAAUGUUGAAUCUACUGUGAGGGGCUGAGUGAAGGGAACGGGAUGAAUUUGGUCUCUGCCACUUUGUACAACUUCAGUCCUGUAAGGAAACGGCAGAGCUGGCCACAGAUCAGCUUUAAAGGGUUAUUUUGCUCUGGGGGGAGGGGCCAGAUGUUAUUUUUGUUACUUUUUAAUUUCCUGACUUGUUGAAUUCGGCGUUUAGUGUGUGUGAUAGAUUUGUGAAAUGCUUAUUGUUUUGUAAAAAUCAAUCCACAAAAACUGUUUUACUUGUUUCUCUUUGUUUUUG